AUGGGGUCUCUCUUCUCCAGCAGCGGCGAUGACCUCGCCAGCCGGCUGGGAACAAGCCCAUGGGUGCUCUACUCCGUCGCCGGCUUCACCUUUUAUGCCGUGCUCUGCUCCUCGCUUCGGUUCCGGAGACUCAGGACGAUGCGCAAGCGGCUGAAUUAUCCGGAUAGAGAGUCGCUGUCUCGCAUGACGAAUGAGGAUGCGCAGAAGAUUGUUUAUUAUCUUAGCAUCUACGAAUUUCCUGUGCUUUAUGACUUUUCACUUCGUUAUGCCAUCUUCAAGACCUACGCUAUAGACAACAUCGGCAACUUGUUAUACAGAGUCAGCGAUCUUGCUAGGCCUACCGAGGCCUCUAAACGAUACGAUGAUACACAAGUCUUGUUCGCCAGCUACGUAAAUUUCCCACCUGGAUCCGAGGCCCUGGCCAAGAGCGUCGCCCGCACAAACUUCCUCCACCAACCAUACCGGCAAUGCGGCAAGAUCAGCAACGGGGACAUGCUCUACGUCCUCUUCGAGUCCAUGCACGAGCCCGUCCGCUGGAUGCGCCUCUACGAGUGGAGGGAAAUGGCCGACAUGGAGGUGGCGGCCAUCGCCACGCUCUGGAAGUACAUUGGCGAGAUGAUGGACAUUGACUACAGGGCCGAGCUGGGCAAGGACCAGUGGAAGGAUGGCAUCGAGUUCAUGGACGACGUGGCGGCGUGGGCGGCCGAGUAUGAGAACAGGCAUCUGGGUCCUUCGCCGGAUAUCGCCAAGCUGGGUCAGGUUCUGGUCGAGUUGAUGUUGUCGGCGUAUCCCAGCUUUUCGCGGGCGCCUGGAUACAAGAUUCUCAUGGUUCUCAUGGGCGAGCGCAUGCGGCAUGCUUUUGGAUUCCCCGAGCCCGGCGUAGUAGAAUCCGUCAUCGCAUACUCUCUCCUGCUCACCCGAAAGCUCUUCAUCCGCUAUCUAUGUCUGCCUCGCAUCGUCCCCGCCACCUUCAUCAGCGAACCAGAUCCAGUGACGGGUCGCAUCAAGCACUACCACUUUCUCAAGGACCCCUGGUACGCCCCCGCCACCUUUUGGGCUCGCUGGGGCCCUGAAGCCUUGUUUCGACGAGCAUGUGGCCUCAAGGUUGCUGGAGACGGCGGCGAGGCAAUGCUGCCGGAUGGAUUCUUGUUCGAGGACAUUGGGCCACGGAAUGAGAUGGGCAAGGGGGUAGAAGAAACUGCGCGACUGGCAAAGGCUGCGCAGUCAAAGGUGUCGGCUUCGGCCUGUCCUUUUGCCCUACCAAAGAAGGGUUGA
Trichoderma reesei QM6a is the source of this 1275-nucleotide messenger RNA. RefSeq lists its product as uncharacterized. Bases 1 to 1275 code for a protein of 424 amino acids. The record is from RefSeq and is a predicted model, not a curated record. Gene Ontology annotation, molecular function: oxidoreductase activity. Lineage: Eukaryota; Fungi; Ascomycota; Sordariomycetes; Hypocreales; Hypocreaceae. The transcript is spliced from 5 exons.